Messenger RNA from Colletotrichum truncatum, 2856 nucleotides. RefSeq names its product Syja N domain-containing protein. The record is from RefSeq and is a predicted model, not a curated record. NCBI's taxonomy places the organism in Eukaryota, Fungi, Ascomycota, Sordariomycetes, Glomerellales, Glomerellaceae. Gene Ontology annotation, cellular component: endoplasmic reticulum. Gene Ontology annotation, molecular function: phosphatidylinositol-4-phosphate phosphatase activity. Gene Ontology annotation, biological process: phosphatidylinositol dephosphorylation.
AUGGCCGGUAUCGCACGCAAGGUUAUCAUCUGUGCUGCUGUUGACGGCCUAAUAAUCCAGCCAUUCGUAACAAAGGGACAACGCCCUGCGCAGCCGGUUAGGAUUAAAUACGGUGACGCAGCUAUAACACCUGCUUCUCGAGAGCAGAUUCCCGAUCUUUCCCAGCCACAUUCCUCUUUUGAGGCUUUCGGAGUUAUAGGAUUGAUCACAGUCUCGAAGCUUAGUUAUUUAAUCACGAUCACUAGGCGACAGCAGGUCGCUCAAAUCUGUGGCUACCCAAUCUACGUUGUGACCGAGGUUGCCGUCACUCCAUGUGCCUCCCGAAAGGACGCCAGCGACGCUAUCGCGCAGACCGCACUACAAUUGCAGGAGAGUAAAGUAGAUAAUACUGCCGAAGAUAGCGACAGCGAUGACUACGUCGAGCUUCCCGCAAGUGGUGACGAAGUUGAAGAUCCCGCCACAGAUACCAAGCAGGGGCCUGAACCCGUUAAAAGUACCGUCGCAAAAGAUGUGAUCGGCAGGAGAGGAAGCUAUGGAAGGUUUGCACAAAGAUGGUUCAGUAGGAGUGGUUGGACGCAAGAUCGGAAAAGAACAGCUGGCUGGAGCGGCACGGCGGAUCAGACCCGGGGCUCCAUCGACCAAGCUGGCACUUCGACGAACUCGGCUUCAGCGUCGGCCAUAGACGAUUCCGACGAACCAGUGCCGGCGUCUACCUUGCUCCCCAAGCUUUUAAGAACAACCCAAAUCCUCUUCGGCUCAUCGAGAAGCUUCUUUUUCUCGUAUGACAUCGACAUCACACGCCACUGGGCGAGCCGCUCCAAAUCUCAAUCCAACGAUGUGCCUCUGCACAAUCGUGUCGAUCCUGUGUUCUUCUGGAAUAAGAAUACUCUGAAGCCUUUCAUAGAGGCAGGAGAAGAGUCUCUGUUGCUACCCUUGAUGCAGGGUUUCGUCGGCCAAAGGCAGUUCGUAGUAGACAGCUCCCCCCCUCAGACUGACGACGGCCUUGGAGACUCAGUAGAAAUGUCGGCGUUCCGGCAGCCUAAUUCCGAACCAGCGUCGCCGCCAUCAGAAACCGUUCGGAGCUCAAUCGAUCUUCGUUCUACUGAAAAGAAGUUCCUCUUGACUAUAAUCUCUCGCCGGUCUACACGGAGAGCUGGUUUGCGAUAUCUUAGGCGAGGCAUUGACGAGCAAGGCUAUGUUGCGAACGCAGUCGAAACGGAACAGAUCUUAUCCGACUCUUCUUGGGCAAAGUCUUCGAAGAUUUACUCGUUUCUUCAAAUUCGUGGCAGUAUCCCUUUGUUCUUUACGCAAUCGCCAUAUUCUCUGAAGCCCGCGCCUUUGAUCCAGCAUUCGCCAGAAGCAAAUUACGCAGCAACAAAGAAGCAUUUUGAACGCUUGAAGGUGGAAUAUGGAGGCUUGCAGAUUGUCAACUUGGUAGAAAAGCAUGGUGUCGAGGCAACGGUUGGGAAUCAGUACGAACAGACAGUUCAGAAACUGAACGAAGAAGUGUUCGCUGGCCAAGACGUGGCAGUUCCGUUCGAGUGGUUUGAUUUCCAUUCGGCGUGCCGCGGAAUGAAGUUUGAAAAUGUCAGCCUACUCCUGGAUACGCUUCGCGACAAGCUGGAAAGCUUCGGAAGCACUGUUGAAGAGGGAGGCAGUAUUUUGGAACAACAGCAAGGUGUUCUGCGCACUAACUGCAUGGAUUGUCUCGACAGGACGAAUGUCUGUCAGAGUUCAUUUGGAAAAUACAUGUUAGAGGCACAGCUUAAAGCGGAAGGGUUUGACCUUAGUGCUCAAGUUGACCAGCAGACGUCAUGGUUCAACACGCUUUGGGCAGACAAUGGAGACGCCGUUUCGAAGCAGUAUGCGUCUACAGCCGCUAUGAAGGGCGACUACACGAGGACAAAAAAGCGCAAUCUUGGCGGAACUUUGAAUGAUCUUGGCCUUUCACUUACGCGAUUCUAUAACGGAAUGGUCAAUGACUAUUUCAGCCAAGCCGCUAUCGAUUUCCUGCUCGGGAAUGUCAACUCUAUGGUGUUUCAAGAGUUCGAAGCCGAGAUGAUGACAAAAGAUCCUGCUGUCUCCAUCUUGAAUAUGAGGGAGCAAGCUAUCGAACUUUCCCAGAAACGUGUCAUAUCCGAUGAGAGUGAAGAGUUCAUGGGCGGCUGGGUUCUUUUCAGCCCGCAUACGUCCGAUAAUCUUAAGUCGCUCCCCUUUGAGGAAGUGGUUUUGCUUCUGACCGACGCCGCCCUUUACCUAUGCCGGUUCGACUGGAAUCUGGAUAAAGUAUCGUCCUUUGAGCGCAUAGACCUGGCGCACGUCGUCGGCAUCAAGUUCGGCACAUACAUCAUUUCGACUGUCUCCCCUGGACAAACGGAUGAAACGAAGAACGUAGGCUUCGUGGUGUCGUACCAACCGGGCAAGAACGAUAUUACCAGGACUAAUACUAGAACGCUCUCCAACAUGGGUGUGAAGCGCAACAAGACGGAGCGUUCGAGCCAAUCGGAGGAGCAUCAACACCCCCAUUCCGCCCAGCCUGCCCAAUCUGCCCUAAGCAAUCUGCUUGGUGGACGUCCCAAAGGUUCUCCGGUGCGGAGGGUUGCUUUUAAGGCCCCCUAUUCUCAGUCUUCCGCCGCAGUCACCGGCGAUGGACCCAAGAUGAGCGAGAUUCAACAAGUUGUGAGCAUUUGCGCGGAGAUAGAACGUCUCGCGUUUCUAAGCCAGCCUGGCAAAGAGAAGCCGGGUACCGAGAGCAUCAUCGAGAAGGGUGACAUUAUCUCCUUGGAAGAAGCAAGACAGAGUACUGGUUUCUUGGACCACAUAAGCUACUCGUUGAAGAGACUCGUAUGGGCAUAA